Messenger RNA from Arabis nemorensis, 618 nucleotides. The record is from the annotation of a GenBank genome assembly. Lineage: Eukaryota; Viridiplantae; Streptophyta; Magnoliopsida; Brassicales; Brassicaceae.
AUGUUAUCGAAUCUAAUAACAGAGCCGACAAUAAUCGGGGCGCAGAGUGUGUUGGAAGAAAUCUUCACUGAGGAGCAGAUGGUUACGGUUUACAGAGUUCACUUGGAAAGGCUUUACUCAAACCCUAUUCAGUAUCCCCAACAACUGCCCCGUCAAAACUUCCCAGCAGCUAAUCCAGAAAUUAUAGUACUAGAUGUUGACGAUGACAGCAAUACGGGUCCUGCUCAAAACAAUAUUCAUGCCUCUGGACUGCCGCCUAAUGUCUCUGACCAUCAAGGUCCAACAAACGAGGAAGUUGAUGGUAUACGCCUUACUCAAGAGCAUCAUGACUUUGGAGACGUGGGAAUCAACUUGCUGGACGACUAUAUGCAAACAAAUGAAAACCAUAACUACGCUGGAGUUGAUGAUGCUAUGCUCUACUGGGAAGGGCUUAUGGCCGAGGCAGCUAUAGCUGAGGAGAAUCGAGCUGUGCCAGAAAUGGUAAUGGAAGAGGCAAUGCCUCAAACCAUCGUGCCACCACCAGUUAUGGUCAGUAAUCCCGUGCUUCGCCUAGCUUUGGAACCAACUGAUGAGUUCUCUUCCACGGAUUCUUCAAGUGAGACUUAUCUUACUGCUUAA